Messenger RNA from Mytilus californianus (California mussel), 3606 nucleotides. Its product is annotated as dentin sialophosphoprotein-like. Bases 41 to 3397 code for a protein of 1118 amino acids. The transcript is spliced from 2 exons. Lineage: Eukaryota; Metazoa; Mollusca; Bivalvia; Mytilida; Mytilidae. The record is from RefSeq and is a predicted model, not a curated record.
CUGUACAUAGGAUGGUUGAUGAAUUGGACGAACCUCAGAAAUGAACCCGAAAUGGUUGUUUCUUUUGUUUCUAAAGACUUUAGUUAUAUCUGAAAACCAUGGAUGUAAGGAUUGUUACAGUUUUCAAUGCAUGAAUAAAAAUAUUACCAGGAACCAAAUAACAGAUAAUUGCUUAUGCAUAACUUCAAAUGAAAUAAAAACAACUAAAUCAUUAAAAUGCAAAUGUGUCAGUGAUGGAACUAAUCGCAAUGUUUGGAUGGAUUUUGUUUGCACACGUUCCUCCAGUACAGCCAGUAAAUUAAACACAAUUCUUUUGGAAAAUACAAAAAGCACGAUCGAAGUUUAUUUAAACCGUUCUUGCAUCUCUUUGAUUUUCAGUAAGGGAUUACUAAAGUAUAGAAUAAAAUUGUUCUGUAGAGGAAAUGGGCUCGGUGUGAAAUGUAAGUGUAAUGUUCCAGUGGACAAUGAACUUGGGCAUACAGUAAGUUCAAAGGAUUUAUCAUUAAGUGACAAUGGAAACCAGGAUUCUCCAUUGAUGUCAUGGAAUGACAGAGAUAAGAGAGAUGUUGAUGAUGUUGUUAAUACUACUCAGAUUUCAGUUGAAAACACAUCAGCACAGAAUAAUAAAAUGACAACAAAGCUGACGACCUCCAUACUCUCAAAGGGUUCAACCGAAACAGACACAAUUGCUAGUACAACACAAACGAGUAAGCAGGGACGUACUGUUACAUUAUCACAUCUUACAGCAACAACAGGUCAAUAUAUUACAAUAACAGACAAUAAACUAACUGUAACCAGUCAUAAGGCUCAAGCAAGUCAACACAACACCAUACAUACAAUAACUAAUCACCAGGUUUUGUCGACAGAGUCAUACUUUACAAGUGAAACGGAAAACACAACGAAGCAGAUAGGCGCCGCACUACCGAAAAACAAGAAAGGCGGAUCUCCAGCCGCUAUUGCAGUCGGGGUUGUCGUUCCUAUUCUAAUUUUGACAUUAAUCGGAGUUGUAGUUUAUAAAUGGUACAGGCGAAAAUAUCCCGUUCGUAUGGUUCUUGGUAAAAACUUUUCUAAAUUUCAAAAUCCGGUGUAUAACAAAAAGACAUCGACCUUAUCAUUGGUCAGGAGUGUUCCAUAUGAUGCCCCGUAUUCAGGUGGUGAACAAGAUGGUGGCCAUGAUAACCCAUCAUUGGAUAUGGAAUAUAGAGAUCUACAGCCUGUAAAUUUUAGUACAAGUUAUGAAAAUGCCGAGUCUUUAACAGAAAUAAACGAAGUUCCAAAGAAACCUCCACGAUCGAAGAAAAGAAUUUCCGUGAUGUCAACGGAGUCUACAGACAGUAGAGUCAUGUCUGCGUUUUUACAAGAAGCAUUAAGUGAGGCAGAUUCAGAGAGCGAGAACACAAAUGAAAGCAAUAAAACUAAGAAGAAAAUAUCAGUAGAUGUUGAUAUGAGAAAGAAUAUUUCUCGAGUUUCUGUAGAAAGCGUUGAAAGUGAAAACGAUUUGCACACCAGCGAUGAUGAAAGCAACGAUGAACGAACUUAUGAAAACAUUACUAUUUCAAGUAAGAAAGGAAAAGAAAAUUCGGUACCAGACCAAUCUUACGUGGAAACGAAAUCAAGAGAUGACGAAGAAAAUUAUGAGGAAAUGGAAACAAUAAAAACCGAAAAAAAGUUGUCAGAUGAAAAUGACGAAUACGAUAUUGUUACUGUUGAUGAAUCGGACACAAAUAAUGCAACCAAAAUCAUCGUUGAAACAACAGAUCAGGUUGACAAUUCAGACAAUUCGGAUGCUGAUUACGAAAAUUUUGAAAUGAGAUCAGAAAACAAUGAAAUCAUCGAAGAGGGCAUCGAUAUUGAAGGAAUACAGUUAGACGAAAUUGAUGGCAAAGAAAUUCACGGUUCAUUUGAUGAAGGAGGAAAGAAGAAAAAGGUUAAGGUUACAUUUGAGGAAAACGAAAUACUUGGGUCAGAUGAGGAAAGCAUUGCUAGUAUUAAUUCGUCUGACGUCAAAGAUGAAAAUUUUGUUGAAACACACUCAAACAAUUCUGGAAUUCGUCGGUCGGAAAACAAUGAAAAUGAUUUUGUUGAAACUAAGAAAGUCAUCAAAGUAAGUGAAAUGCCUUCAUUGCUUCAAGCGUUGGCCAAAUCUGAAUCACGUGCAGUAGUUAUGGCUAGCGCAAAUAAAGAAAAAAGAACGAUUGCUUCUGAUCAAUUGGACGUCCAUGAGAAAAUUGCCGUGAAUCAAAAUAAAUCUAGGAUCUUUUCCGAUGAUAGCGAAUCAGAAAAAGAUACAGAUAGUCACAAAUCGGACGAAUUUACCAAGAUUAACGAUACAGGUAUCGAUCAAACAUAUUUGCAUACUCAAGAAGAUUCCAGGGAACCCAUUGUAAAAUCGGUUAGUACUUCUGAUUCAUCGGAAAACGGUUCUAUGGAUGAAUUUGAAAAUCUAAAUAAUAUGAAUGAGACUAUUGGACAACACGGCAACAAAGAAAAUGACAAUAAAGAACUAACAUCUAUACCGCCAUUGCCAAAUAUACAACCUCCAGAUUUACAAAAUUUUCAAUCGAUGAUUUCUUCAGAUUUUGUUAUGACAGAGACACCAAUAGACGUAGCAGAUGCCAGUUCAGGCGAUGAAUCUGCGUCAUUUUCCAAUGGCAGGCAAGAACAUAUAAAUGCUGAUUCCACCUUUGAAGCCACCUCAAUACCUCCAUUACCGUUAACAAAACCUCCCCCAACAUUUGAACAAAAUUCAAAUGAUAGUUAUAAUGUUUUCGAAGACCAUUCGAUAUCAAACGUUGACAGCGACAGCGAAAACAAAUCUGACAUGAGUGAAAAUCACCCGACACCUCCGAUUCCAGCAUCCCCGCCGCCAAUAUUUCAGCAGAACCAAACAGAAUUUCCUUACGAUUCGUUUACAGUAAUGACGAAGCCAGGUGGAAUCCAUACUGAGGACCAAUCUCAAAAUAAGCAAUUAGGCUCGUCUAUGGAUGAUAUGGAUGAUGAAUAUGAUGUUCUCACUAAUGAUGACUUGAUAUCAGUUUCAUCAGAUCCAGAUGAACUCAUGCAUGAGUCCUACGUUACCAAUACAUCUGCAAAUCCUCAGCUGAUUACAAAUAUUGAAGAGUUACCAGAGGAAUCAGAUGUUGGGUCCGAUGUCAUUUCUAUCUCGGAUACUAAUAGCGAACCCGGUGAAUAUGAAAAACAGACAGAUACCGCGUUAUCUAGUUCUGCCGUAAAUGCUGAGGUAGAGCAAAGAUUUUCCAAAGUUAUUAGUAGUCCCAAAAUAAACUUUUAUGACGCUGAAACCAAUACAAAAGUUAUCGCUAGUCCUAAAAUAAACUUUGAUGACACUGAUUCAUACAACGAAAAGAGUGAUACUGAUAGCGAGUCUUCAGUGUAAAUUUUAAAUUUCAUAUAUUAAUAAUAAUAGUUAUUUAUCUAAAAUCGUUUUGUAAAUCAUGCAUCCAAAAACUCGCGGUAAAAACAACACUUAAACUCAUGUUAAUGUAGUGCAUUGGUGACUAUAAUGACACCAUACAGGAAAAGUUCAAUGAGACAGCAAUCAACCAACUCAAGCUCACAGAAGAAAUAAACAUCUAUUGACUGAUA